Salvelinus sp. IW2-2015 is the source of this 1174-nucleotide messenger RNA. Its product is annotated as egl nine homolog 1. Gene Ontology annotation, molecular function: peptidyl-proline 4-dioxygenase activity; L-ascorbic acid binding; ferrous iron binding. The record is from RefSeq and is a predicted model, not a curated record. Gene Ontology annotation, biological process: peptidyl-proline hydroxylation to 4-hydroxy-L-proline; cellular response to hypoxia. Lineage: Eukaryota; Metazoa; Chordata; Actinopteri; Salmoniformes; Salmonidae. Gene Ontology annotation, cellular component: nucleus; cytoplasm.
CCAACGGACAAACGAUGUCCCCCCCGCUAAAACUGGCUAUGGACUAUAUUGUUCCAUGUAUGAAUAAGCAUGGCAUUUGUGUUGUUGACAAUUUUCUUGGAGAAGAGACUGGACUGAGUAUUUUGGAGGAUGUGAGAGCCCUCCACAAGACUGGUAAAUUUACUGAUGGGCAGUUGGUGAGUCAAAGAAGUGACUCCACUAAAGAUAUACGAGGAGACAAAAUAACCUGGACUGAAGGAAGAGAACCUGGUUGUGAGAAGAUAGCCUUUCUCAUGAGCCGCAUGGAUGACAUGGUCCGACACUGUAAUGGUAAACUGGGAAACUACAGAAUAAAUGGAAGGACGAAAGCCAUGGUGGCCUGUUACCCAGGCAACGGGACUGGGUAUGUACGUCACGUGGAUAACCCGAACGGCGAUGGGAGAUGUGUAACGUGUAUUUACUAUCUCAAUAAAGACUGGGAGGCUAKGAAACACGGAGGAAUCCUGAGGAUUUUCCCAGAGGCCAAGGCGCAGUUCGUCGACAUCGAACCCAAGUUCGACCGCCUGCUCUUCUUCUGGUCGGACCGGCGGAACCCCCAUGAGGUGCAGCCGGCAUACCACACCAGGUAUGCCAUAACAGUGUGGUAUUUUGAUGCCGAUGAACGAGCUCGGGCCAAGGAGAAAUAUCUAACAAGUGCAGGAGAAAAGGGAGUAAACGUAGAAUUGAACAAGCCGUCGGAUCUGAGCUAAUAUGAGAGAAGCGUCCUGCCAUCACCUGCUGCUGCUGUGGACAGAUGGGGAAAGAGGGAUGGAUGGCGGGAUAGAGGGAAGGAAAAAGGAUGGUGGGAUGAAYAGGAGAGACGAAAGAAACCAUCUUGGAUUAGUCCGCUUUCUUUAAACUUUAAUAUUCAAAGUUGACACACACAGACCCUGAAUGUGAUGUCAUUGCACUGCAAGGAAUCAUCAUUUUUUGCCAAGUUUCUGUUUUUGCUUGUUGCUUUGAUUUUUUGGGCUUUAUUAUGUGAAGAAUGCCGGUGUAAAAAUGAGCUAUGGAGAAAAAUAAUAUGUAUUAAGUGAACCGAAUGCCAAACAAAUAUUGUUGUGAAUUUUGGGGUGAUGAAAGAAGUGUACCCAUAUGUCAGACGGGUUGUCAUGGUCUCCAUCGGAUGGAUCUCUCACUGUUAUAAAAAAAAAAA